AUGUUUGCUAUCCGACCUCAGCUCAGGACGCCUCGGGGGUGUGUUCGAGCAGCAGCAACAGGGGGCAUCUCGCAACGAUGCUCACGAGUCCGUGUCUUGUUGCCAACAAGCGUCAGAUCCUCCUCCUCCAAGACAAAAGUAGACCCGCGCAGCCUCCUCGCAAAACAGCGCCUCAACCGCCCCGUCUCCCCACACCUCUCCAUCUACCGUCCCCAAAUCACCUGGAUCGUCAGUAUAGCGACGCGGAUCACGGGCAUCGCGCUCUCAGGCGGCCUCUACCUCUACAGCACAGCCUACCUCUCCUCACCAGUGACGGGGUGGGACAUCGGCUCGGCAUCCGUGACAUCGGCGUUCAGCAGCUUGUCGCCGACAUCGAAAUUCGCGAUAAAGUUUGCUGUUGCGUACCCGUUUACGUUCCACGCGUUUAAUGGUGUUCGCCAUUUGGUUUGGGAUACGGGGCGUGGUCUGACGAAUAGGCAGGUCGCUCGCAGUGGUUGGGCGGUUGUGGGUGCUUCGGGGGUUGUUGCGACGUUGUUGGCUGCGUGGAGGCCUGGGGAUGAGUAG
This is a messenger RNA of Aspergillus mulundensis, 564 nucleotides long. Its product is annotated as succinate:quinone oxidoreductase subunit C. The record is from RefSeq and is a predicted model, not a curated record. NCBI's taxonomy places the organism in Eukaryota, Fungi, Ascomycota, Eurotiomycetes, Eurotiales, Aspergillaceae. Bases 1 to 564 code for a protein of 187 amino acids. Gene Ontology annotation, biological process: mitochondrial electron transport, succinate to ubiquinone; tricarboxylic acid cycle. Gene Ontology annotation, cellular component: membrane. Gene Ontology annotation, molecular function: succinate dehydrogenase activity; electron transfer activity. The transcript has 3 exons.